Messenger RNA from Hypoxylon trugodes, 759 nucleotides. RefSeq lists its product as uncharacterized. The record is from RefSeq and is a predicted model, not a curated record. The transcript is spliced from 2 exons. Bases 237 to 662 code for a protein of 141 amino acids. NCBI's taxonomy places the organism in Eukaryota, Fungi, Ascomycota, Sordariomycetes, Xylariales, Hypoxylaceae.
AAAGGGGACGACCACUCACCUUCCCCGUCAUUUAAGAUGAUACACCACACUUCGGAGGGACGGUCACCGUUGAUACCACCUAGAAGGGCAGUCGACGGUUGAAGAACGCCGCGUUUGACUACAUAUCGCGAUACCACAAUAAAGACAUUCCUUUUUUGCCGAGGGAAUUCCGCAGCUUUUGUUAACAUGAAUUUCUCACGCCCAGGGUAGUCCGGGUCCACGAAUGAGUUUGGUCUAUGGUUAAUGUUGCCUUUAUGGUUAAUUGCGACGAGAGAGACUAUUACCCAGAAAGCUUUCCUACAGAAGACUUGAGAGCAAAAUGGGAAUCCACUCAGACUUUCGCUGACUUUCUCAGGAAUGUAUUCCAGCAGCAGACAGGUUCCAAGAUAACCUUAUAUGCAGAUGAGAACAAAUCUCUCAAGGCAUGGAAGCUUUCCAAGAGAUAUGGUAUUAAGAUCAGGGACACAAAUAACUUGCUGGAACACCUGUUGUAUAACCCGAGGGAACGGUCUCUCCUAUUCUUUCACCAAGAAGACCCUCCCACCACAACUUCUUCUCGAGACUCUGCUAUCGGUGCAUUCAAUCCUUUUCCCGAUAGCCAAUUACGGAAGCAAGCGAUCCAUCUCCCUUCUCAAGAAAUACCUCCGAGACCAGAACCUUGAUAGCGAGCUUCUCUAGGUUGAGUCUAUACGGCCUAUCCCCCCUAAUUUCGUGUUUAAGUACUGGGGGAGGCGGCUAGAGAAGCUUCAACAACUCACA